UCGCCGCGCGAGAUAAUUCGCGUCCAAUUCGCUUCGUUCGCUGCGCUCUGCUCUUCUUUUUUCGACGCGCCUCGCUGGCUGUUGUAUCCCAGGUAGACGACGACAAUAACUGAGACUAUACCCGGGACGAUAUCCCGACGCGCUCUUUCCGAGACACUUCGAAUUCCGAGAAUAUCUCGCGAUCGCGACGAAAAUAGAUGAUGACGAGUCGUAAGAUGGAUGGCGAGUUUCCGAGAAUUCGGGACGAGUGACGGGACGAAGCGUGAGGUGUGAGGCGCGAUCGCGACGGUGAAAUACUGGACGCACCUGAAGGAAAAUAGUGCAGCGAGAUAAGAGUACUCUGCUUCUUCACCGUGAUACGUGUGUGCGCGCCACUCGACGCUGCGCUACCUCGAGACGGUAAUUUUCACGGCGCGUAAUCUCGUGAAUCGUCCGUCCCGAAAGAACUUAUGUGAAAAAAAGGGCAUGAGGAAGACGCGCACAGAUAGCACGUAGCGAGACUGGGCCCCUUCUUCGUUUCGGAGAUGCGGCGCUAUUCACUGCAUAUCAACGUCGCCCUCGCUAUCGUUUUAUUGACGAUUCGUGCAGUCGUCGUGCGGGCCGGCAAACAAGAGAGGGAGGUUUGGUAUGAAGCGGCGACGCGAGAGAUUGAAGCGCGGAUCAGUGCGGCAGCGAGUACCAGCGUCGGUGGCACAACGCCGCCGCACGGGGUAGCUCGCAGUGUCGUUCUCUUCGUCGGCGAUGGCAUGGGGAUGAGCACCCUGACGGCCGCGAGGAUCCUAUCGGGUCAGCGACGCGGGAAUCCGGGCGAAGAGGCGCAGCUCGCGUGGGACAAGUUUCCAGCGGUCGCGUUGGCUCGGACGUACAACAUGGACGCUCAGGUUGGCGAAUCGUCGGCAUGCGCGACGGCUCUGCUCUGCGGAGUUAAAGCCAAUUACGAGACCGUUGGUUUGGAUUCGUCGGCGCGCUUCGACAACUGUAAUUCCAGUUCCAAGGCUCGCGUUCCUUCACUUAUUAAUUGGGCCCAAGAUCAAGGCAAAUCGACGGGCCUGGUUACAACCACCAGGGUGACACACGCGACACCGGCGGCUCUUUAUGCACAUGCAGCCAGCCGUUACUGGGAGGACGACGGCAAGGUGCCACCUGCUGCACGUACCUCGUGCAAAGACAUCGCGCGUCAGCUGCUCGAGGACGAGCCCGGCAGUAACAUCACUGUAGUGCUUGGUGGCGGCAGACGUCACUUUGUAUCAAAAGUGACUUUGGAUCCGGAAGAACCCGACAAAGAAGGUAGACGAUUGGACGGUCGGAAUCUGAUCGAAGAAUGGUCCAGAAAUUUUCGAUUAAGAAACAUACCCGCAAAAUAUAUCUUCAACAAAGAACAAUUCGAGAGGGUGGAUCCGAAAAGAACGAACCGGCUUUUGGGUCUCUUCGCUUAUUCUCACAUGGACUUCGACGCCGAUCGGAACACAAACGACACCGGCGAUCCCUCUUUGGCGGAGAUGACGAUUAAAGCGCUUCGUAUACUUCAGAACAACCCCAACGGAUACUUCCUUUUCGUGGAAGGUGGAAGAAUCGACCACGCUCACCAUUAUAACAACGCUUAUCGCGCGCUGGAUGAGACCCUGGCGCUCGAGGAAGCCGUGCAGGCAGUUAUGAAGGAGGUCGAUCUCACGGAAACGCUCCUUGUGGUAACGGCAGAUCACUCGCACGUAUUAACCCUCGGCGGAUUGGCAACGCUUCGCGGGAAUCCCAUAUUUGGUUCCGACAGUAAACUGUCGGAUAUCGACAGACAGCCCUACACAACGUUGCUGUAUAGCAACGGGCCUGGUUACAAACACCCGCGAAAUAUUAUUCGGGAGGCAGGAAAGGAUUCUAUUCAGACGGCGGGGGUGCCGCGGGCGUGGGCGACGCACGGGGGCGAAGAUGUGCCGGUAUUCGCCAUCGGGCCCCUCGCGAGCGUCCUGUUCUCCGGCAGCGUCGACCAGAGCUACAUACCGCACGCGAUCGCCUACGCCGCCUGCCUGGCUCAUCACGCCAGCCGUUGCUCCCGGGAUACGAACAGCAUCAACGGCAGCGACACAAUGAACGCCGCGCCGAUAAGCUGUCCCUCGGCGGAGCCCAACAGCGCGGCGAUAUCCAGCGACGUGAUGAACGACCAGGCGCGGAAUCCACCCACGAAAUCCGCCGCUGGUCCUUCCAGCAGCCGCUCGUCGGCCGACAACGGUCUGCCGCAGUUGCUGCCGCUACUACUGAUGUCCCUCGUUCUGCUAACUCCCCGGUAUCCCCUCGAAAGGACGAGUUAAUGCGUCUCUCCUCUCUUCCGCGUGUCUGCUAGGUGAAGUGGUAGGCUCUUCUCUUCUCUGUUUCGGCGUGAACGCCGAAGGUACAUGACAGCAGGAGAAGCCGCCCGGAAAUGCUCCCAAUCUGACACGCGGAUGCGUAAUAACGGUCGAUGGAGAGACCGCAGUGUAAAUUUGACGGGGUGACUGGAGUUCGAUAGUUUCGAACGAGUAGUGAUCGCUGCUGCUGCUGUUGCUGCAUCUCUCGGUCUCCCUGUUAAAUGGAUCGUUUACCAAGCAAACGUCACGCUUCGGAGAGAGGUAAAAAGAUAAUGCAAGUGGCGCGAGAUAGCGCAACAACAACGGUCUUUCGAUAAAAACGGUGCUUCGAUUUUGCAACCGAUUGACUGCAACUCAACUCGUUGUUUCCUUUAAUUAAAACAAGUGUAAGUCUCUCGUUUUGUAAGAGUCGCUAAAUAAAUGAACGACCGCUAAUUGAGAGAUGUUCCAUGCAUGACUGCUAUACGUGAUAUUGACGGGAGAACAAAGUGAUGUGCGCGCGGCAAGAGCAUCGUUCCUUAAUCCUCUCAUGCAUUUUCGGUCUCGCGUUUCAGGAGACGAUGCUCCUUACCUCGUGUAAUAAUUUAAUUGACACAAAGUUCUUGUGUUUGAGAUCGUUCGUAGGUUCUGCAAACUUCCCUCUAAUGAGUGAAGCUCUUACAAUGAGGAAUUUCAAUAAGGAGAUUGAAGGCGCGCGUAGUUCUCGUUAUUGGAACGCUCAAACGUUGCGAGAGAGAGAGAGAGAGAGGGAGAGAGAUCAGUGUCCCCUGAUGAGGUUUUCGGAAGAAAAAAACCAGUUUAAUUUUGCCUUUGAUCGUAUUGGCGCUUGGUCCUUUGAAAUAUAAUCGUCGGUAUAUCGUAACCGAAAUGUUUUUCGGCGAUCUCUCUCGUAUAAGUUUGCGAGGGACAAGAGGUUUCUUGCGGUUACUUUUUUUUCUUCUGGCUGAAACAAUUUCUUGCAUGGGAGGAUUAAACGUUUAUCGAAUUAAUUCGUGCCUCGACACCGCGACUUGUGUUUCGGAAUUAUUGCUUUUUCUUGCGUCCCCAACUUCGUCUGACAAAUAAGAUCGAGUCGAAUAAACAAAAACAACUGAAAAUUCUACUAAAUUUCGUACUUGAAGACAAAAUCUCAAACUUUUGAAUGACACGACGCGCUCUUGAUGCAAGUGGCGUUCUUUGCAAAAAGAAGCGGAACGGAGAAUUAUAAUUUUCACGUAAUUGCAAUUAAUUAAUUAACUUGCAAACGAAAGCGCAAUAAUUCUGACACCUUUACGCGUAUCCCAAAAGUCUCGUCGACUAUACUAUGAUACGAAACAGUUACGCAAUUCACGAAAGCACAUUUCAGUGAGAAAUUUCCUGCCGUGAGGUAGCACGUUACAACGAACUGAGCGAUAACGCGACCUAGCGGAACUGGUAGACUAUCCAGCGGGCAGGAUCAUAAUAAUAAUACAUAAAGCAGAACCGUGUCAGAGUCUCUCCUGUAGUAAAUUGUAAAUAUGUUAAUGCUAUAAAAGCGGAUAAUAUGUAAAUGUUUCCCGGGACACGCGUCGAAGAUAAAGUAAAGUGUGUAUGUAAUUUAAUCAUCGAGAACUACUCAUCAUUAGCUUAUAUUAUAUUAUUGUUGACACGCUUGUAUGUUGUACAUAUGUUUUACUACGUGCACUAUAUACGUCAAAAUUGGAUCGGAAAUAUUUAAACGACAUGCAGACAGAUGUAUACUUUUGUUGUCGAUAAAUUUAUUUUCCAUUACAUUGUUACAGAUCGAUUGAGAGAAAAGUUAGCGUGAAGUGAAUUUUUUGUACUUCACUUGCACUCACAUGUCAUUUUAUGUCUCUUUUUUUAUCUCAAGCCGCUCGUAACGUAGAUAUUGCAUUUUUCUCAGAAGCAACGUUGAAUUGACAAGAAUUGAUAUGAAAUUUUGCUUUACUACACACGCUGCGCAUGUGUGUGUGUAAAUGUACGUGUGUGUGUGUGUGUGUAUGUCUAUGUUUUGUAUGUGUGUUCUGUGAUUAAGUCGAAGCAGCAAGCUGUCGCGCGUUAAGUUUUCAAAUUCUAGUUCUUUUGAUUACUAUAAUCGAAUAAUCCGCCAGCAUCUGUGUUUUGAAUUUGAAGUUCAUUUGUGUAAUGUAUAUAUAUAUAUAUAACAAUAUAUAUUGCGCUACGUGAGAGAGAACCGAGAUCUACCGGGCGAGAGAUUCAUGUAUUUGUGACUGGUAUCGAGGGAAUUGCAGCGCUACAAGCAGCGCUGUGAGUCCCUUUGCCACUCAAUUCUCCAGGAUCCGUUCUCUCUCCCUCCCCCUCUCUCUCUUUCUCUCACACAAGAAGAAGCGUUUUCGAGUCCGAGGCGUUUCCAUUUUCACUUUUGAUGAGGCCGUACGAAUUUUAUAUCCGAAACGCUUUUGCGUCGUGCAAUGCUCGCGAAACAAGUCGUGAUUUGCCUUUUACGCGUUUAAUCUCGCUUUUGAUUUACAGCCGCCGGCAAAUUGGCGAGCUAAUUGCGCCGACAGAUUGCUGGUUUAGCUCUUCCUGUCGCGCGCUUACGAAGUUAAAUCGUGUAUAAAAAUAGGGGGAAAAAGAAGUAUAAAAAGCGCGCUUUAUUUAGAAAAUUAGGGAACGGUCAGCGAAUGAAUAUGCGAGAUAAUAUCUGGAUUUCGAGUUUUUUUAAAUUUUUGUAUAUUCACGGUUUACAUUUGCGUGAUUUUUAUCCUUUAACUAAUUUGUCUGCGAUAUAAUUACACAUAAUUAACUUUGAUUUAUAAUCUGCCGUGCUUUCGAAGACGUACAAUUGCAACAUAUUAAUUUUGGACUUAUUAGUUCUAUUUUAUCGAGCACAAGUUGUCUCGUUAAAAUGCAUCAGUAAAAUUAGCAACCGAGCACGUAUGAAAAAAAAAAAAAAAAAAAAAACUAAAACCUGCGAGAUACAUUUCCGUGCGUCGGGUAAUACCGGUCCUACGUUACGAACAGUUUCAUGUGCGACCGAACAUUUACGAUUUUCUGCACACGCGCGCGCGUGCAAGAGAGAGAGAGAGAGAGAGAGAGCCUUUGAUUUACAGUCUUUUGUACAGUGGGAAAGAUAUUGCGAAAUGUUGCAUUUACCAUUUCCUUUCUUCCGCGUUCGGAUACAGAUUUAACAAGAAUCUUGCAACGCGAGAAUAAAAAUGCCAUUAUUUGUUUGUUAAAAAUAGCACGUCUGUUUUAUACGGAAUAUGGAAAAGAGCAAGAGAUGUUUUCUAAGGACGCGCGUGUACACGAAUAAUACUUUAUAUUUCUCUCGAUUUACACGGAUUUCGCUGUCAUCUCUCCUCACACCCUUCUUCCUAUUUCCUUCCCCUUCUCCUCCUCGAAACGUCAGUCGUGUAUCUCGUAGAGAGAUGAAGUUGUGUAGCGCAAUGUAACGUAAUAUGUUAACAAACAACAAAAUCGAGAUGUGAAAAGAGUCGAGCGACGAUAAAGGAGAGGGAGCUUGUGCGGAAACAACAAAUUUCUCCUCCGAUGUACAUCGUCUCGUGUCGGGACGCAAUGUCGCCUUUACGAUCGCGCGGUGACUGCGGCAUAAAAAGCGCGAGCGCGAGCGACCGUGCCACGCGUAAAUUCUCUCUUCGCGAGUGCAUCGCGCGCGGCCUCAGUUUGUAGAUAGACAGCCGUAAAACAGUUAUACCGCCUAAGGACAACGAAUGACCGAGCGUGUUUCUCCGCUGUGUAUAUUCCAAAACGAACGGAAUUUAUCCGCCGCCGCCGCCCGGCUUGUUAUUCCGCGAUGCGAACGACCGGGAGAUUUGCGCGCGACGAAUACGCGCGAUUACGUCGGUUUUCAUAGCCUCGGUUCUGGGCUUUUAAUUGCGAACGAAGCCGACAUGAAAUAAGAAAUAGACGGUUGGUAAACUGGAGAAACUGUACUGCCACAACGCCGCUUUAUCCUAUUACGAGAACCGCAGCGGGCUUGGUUGGAAUACGAAUCGUUGUAUUAUUGUGAAGAUAUAUUUUAUAAGAUGGAGAGGAGAGACGGUGUUUUCUUGUCAAUAUAGCGAGAUAAUCUUUCUCCUUGAAGUAGCUUUUUCUUAAAACGCGAGAAUACCGAAGCAACGACCGAGUAAAAAGAUAUUCAAAUUUGAUAAAUUGCGCAUCAAAAAUGCAAAGUAACAACACAGUUUUAUUUAUCGAAUUAUUUUUAUUUUUAUAUUUUAUUUUCUGCCAAAUAACACACACACAC
This is a messenger RNA of Pseudomyrmex gracilis, 6549 nucleotides long. RefSeq names its product alkaline phosphatase-like. The transcript is spliced from 9 exons. Gene Ontology annotation, molecular function: alkaline phosphatase activity. Lineage: Eukaryota; Metazoa; Arthropoda; Insecta; Hymenoptera; Formicidae. The record is from RefSeq and is a predicted model, not a curated record. Gene Ontology annotation, biological process: dephosphorylation. The coding region runs from base 525 to 2303 and encodes 592 amino acids.